Messenger RNA from Aedes albopictus (Asian tiger mosquito), 2334 nucleotides. Its product is annotated as zinc finger protein 300-like. NCBI's taxonomy places the organism in Eukaryota, Metazoa, Arthropoda, Insecta, Diptera, Culicidae. Bases 216 to 2264 code for a protein of 682 amino acids. The transcript has 6 exons. The record is from RefSeq and is a predicted model, not a curated record. Gene Ontology annotation, cellular component: nucleus. Gene Ontology annotation, molecular function: zinc ion binding; RNA polymerase II cis-regulatory region sequence-specific DNA binding; DNA-binding transcription factor activity. Gene Ontology annotation, biological process: regulation of transcription by RNA polymerase II.
UCCUUCUCCAAAAAAGCCAAUCGACCCUUCUCGUAUGGCACGCUACAUCAGUGCAGUCGCCGAUUUUUGUUGACAUUCGUGAAAACCACAGUGAAAAAUAUUUUAAGCGAAAAAAAGUGCCACCGUAUUUGGAAAUCCCGGGAAAGAUUGUGUUCUGAUUGUCGAAAACAUCCGCCAGCCGGUGCUGCCACUGACCGACUGACUGAAUACGAACGAUGGAGGUUUGCCGAACGUGUAUGAAUGCCAACCGGGAUGAGUUUCACCAGCAGCUCGUUCCGAUCUAUUCGAAGCUGGACGAUGCCUUCAUAGCGAACAUCAUCAUGGAGUGCACUGCCAUUCAGAUUCACGAGAAUGACGGUAUGCCAGCCUACGUUUGUGCCGGGUGCAUAGAAACGUUAAAGCUGUUAGUGGGCUUCGUAAAAACCGCUCGUGACUGUGACCGUCAGCUACGUAAGCUUUUCAAACCGGAAGCAACCCCGGGUCAUAGCUUCCCUGCUGCCACUGCCGGCGGCGCCGCAAGUAGCACCAGCACUACCAAUGAUGUCGUAGCCUUGGAAAACGAUACCGAUGUGUUCCAAUUUACUGAGAUAAAAAUUGAACCCAUCGAAGGUUUUGUGGAGGAAAAUGUGGAAUGUUCUUACCAGGAGGAGGCCGCUGAAGCAAGCGAACCGAGUGGCGAUGAGGAAUCUCAAAGUUCGGAUGAUGGUGAUAGCGAAAGCGAUAGCGAUUGGAAAGGAAGCGAUGAUGAACUGGUAGAGGAACUGCCGAAGAAGAAGCGUGGACGUAAGCCAAGGCCGAAACCAGCGAACACGGAUGAUAAGCCACUGCUCAACAAGCGGCGUUCCAAGCGAGAUGAUGAUCUGGAAAUGAACGAUCAUGAGCUGGAACUAUACACGGUUAUCCAGGUUCAACCCGGCAAGCAUAUUUGCUGCGGCUGUUUGCUGGUAUUUGAGUCAGAACAAGAAUUAGAGACUCAUCGUAGUAGAGUUCACGUCCGAAGGCGAGAGCCCAAGGGUAAACCAACUACUAAAGUUCUCUGUGACGGUUGUCUCCGCAAGUACAAAUCGAAGCGUCGCGUCAACUACCACAAAGAGCGCAUUCGACAGUUGGAGAUUAUUUGGGAAUGUAACAAGUGUAAGAACCGAUUUAGUGAAGCGACCCGUCGACGUAACCACUCCAGGAAGCAUCCGUACAAGAAAGGACCCAGCGCUUUGGUGGCUCCGAUCAAAGAAGCGAUCCAACAAGAACUCGGAUGGAUUUGCUGCGCACAGGCUUGCGGUCUGUCAUUCCCAACGGAAAAGGAGAUGGUUGACCAUGCCCACAAAGCCCAUCAAAUCAACAAACAAGAAGCCGAACUGGAAGACCCCGCAGAAAAACCGAUGCAGUGUCAGGUGUGCUACCGGAGGUUCUUGGACAAAAGCGGACUGAUCAACCACCAGCAGCGGUUGUACAAGUUGCAGAAGUUCCAGUGUGCCCUGUGCGGACUACAGUUCAACAGCGGAGCCCGGCUAACGGAGCAUGAACUGACUCAUCAGAACGAUAGGCCGUUCAAGUGCGACGUUUGCGACAAGAAGUUCACGCAGAAGGGCAAUCUGAAGACGCACAUGACGAUCCAUUCCAACGAGAAGCCGUUCCAGUGUACGGCUUGUGGAAUGUCAUUCCGACAGAAAGGCGGCCUUAAGGCUCACAUGUCCAAUCACAUAGAGACUCCGCAGUUCAAGUGUGAGGUUUGCUCGAAAAUGUUCAAAGCAAAGCUGCAUCUACGGUAUCACAUGCGAAUUCACAACGGCGAGAAGAAGUUCCCAUGUCGCUACUGCGAAAAAGCCUUCACUGACUUCACGAACAGAAUGAGGCAUGAAAUGAGCCAUACAGGUAUAAAACCGUACAAAUGUCAAUACUGUGACAAGUCGUUCAUAAGAAAGCGUUUUCAGCUGGAACAUGAAAGUACUCAUACUGGCAUUAAAAUGUACAACUGCGCAGUGUGCCACCAGGGAUUUGGACAGAAGAAUUCCCUCAAAAAGCACAUGCAAACCAAUCAUCCCACUUUCGAACCAUCCGAAGAUGGUGGUGGUGGACAGGGGAGCAGCAGAGCCAGCACCUAUCACAAUCAACCAGUUUCUCCGACAGCGAGCAUCAGUAGCAAUAGUAGCUCGUUGCCAGCGCACAAUCAGCAGGCCAUAAUGCCACCGCAAACCCAUCCCAUCCCGUUGACCAAUCAGCAGCACUUACAGUUUAUGACGGCCUUCCAACAGCAGCCUCAUUGAAAUGUGUGAUGAUCAGUUUUUUACGUAUCUUGAAUAAACGAUAAUUAUGACAAGAAGUCUACUUAAUUUC